This is a messenger RNA of Manis javanica (Malayan pangolin), 1705 nucleotides long. RefSeq names its product chromosome 11 C11orf58 homolog (gene C11H11orf58). NCBI's taxonomy places the organism in Eukaryota, Metazoa, Chordata, Mammalia, Pholidota, Manidae. The record is from RefSeq and is a predicted model, not a curated record.
GCGGUGACGACUGUGGUGGAGAAGGCCCGGAUGGGCUCUGCGUUCUGGAGUGGCGCUGCUUGGGCUGGUGGCAGAUUGCAGGCUCCUAGCGCUGCGGCUGAAGAGAACGGCGAGUGGUUUCGGCUUUUCCCUUCGGGGUUCCCGCAACGAUGAGUGCUGCCCGGGAGUCCCAUCCGCACGGGGUGAAGCGCUCAGCCUCCCCAGAUGACGAUCUCGGAUCUAGCAAUUGGGAAGCAGCAGACUUAGGUAAUGAAGAAAGAAAACAGAAGUUCUUGAGACUUAUGGGUGCAGGAAAGAAAGAACAUACUGGUCGUCUUGUUAUAGGAGAUCACAAAUCAACAUCUCACUUCCGAACAGGGGAAGAAGACAAGAAAAUUAAUGAAGAACUGGAGUCUCAAUAUCAGCAAAGUAUGGACAGUAAAUUAUCAGGAAGAUAUCGACGACAUUGUGGACUUGGCUUCAGUGAGGCAGAAGAUCAUGAUGGAGAAGGUGAUGUGGCUGGAGAUGAUGAUGAUGAUUCGCCUGAUCCUGAAAGUCCAGAUGAUUCUGAAAGUGAUUCAGAGUCAGAGAAAGAAGAAUCUGCUGAAGAACUCCAAGCUACUGAGCACCCUGAUGAAGUGGAGGAUCCCAAAACCAAGAAAGAUGCAAAAAGCAACUAUAAAAUGAUGUUUGUUAAAUCCAGUGGUUCAUAACUCCAGAACACUUAGUCUUUGUAUUAAAAGUAAGCCUUAUUGUUAUAAUGCACAGUGGAGGACUGCUUAUAGAGCACAGACCUUUGUAUUAUAAUUUUUAAAAAGGCCCUUUUAAAUAAUUACAAAGAGUGUUUGCUUUCAGAUGCCAUGGGUUACACUUUUAUGGGCAUGACUAUAACCAUUUUUGUAAAGAGUAAGAGUUGUAUAAAAUAAGAAAUACAGUACUCAAUUUCCUUUCAUAUUAUAGUAUCAAACCUAAUCUCACCUUAUUACCCCUUCAAAUAGUUAAGGGGGAGACACUAUUUUUGUUUGUGGUAGCUUUUCCAUCUUUUUUUGUUCUUCCCUAUUUUUCUCUUAAAAAAGUUUAUCUGAUACUGUGAUGUGUUCAUGAAAAAGUUAUACUUUGUUAUUGGCAGCAGAAAUAAGCAUGAUGAAUAGUUCUACAAUCUAAAUUGAUACUGGCAAAAGAUUAGGCAUGUAAGUUUACUCUUACUAAUUCAGCUCUACUCUUUUGGACCAAAGCAACACAAGAGCAAAUACUUUUCACACCUAUUAGGAUGAAGUUGCAACUGUAAUACAUUUGGAAUAUGAUCCCAAGCAGUCUUUAUAUAAUUUGAGUUACAUUGUAAGACUUUUUGAUAAAUUUUGGCCGCUUUUUACAGAAGAAAUUACUUCUCUGAUCAUUUGGUCCUAUCUGUUUAGGAAUGUGUAAAACAAUUUUUUUUUUUUUGAGGUAAUAUGUGACCAAAGUUAAUUUUCUUCCUAAGGCCUAAAUAAAGAGAAAGCAGUUUCCCGUUUCCUGUAUUUGGUUGUGAUACCUUUAUCCCCAUUAUCUACAAAUGAGUAAUGAAUGAAAAGCUCAAAUUCUCUUCAUUUUAUCCCAGUGCUGUUAUCCUGAUCUAAUUACCAAAAGUAGUAUUGCUGAUUAUGUUACUGCUUCUGUUGGAGUGAGAUUAGACUCAUCUGGUGUUAUGUGGUUGAUAUGUACAGCCAAUUAAAUACAGACUGCAUUA